ACUUCGUGUUUAACUGUUCGUAUUGACGGUGGAAUUUUCAAAACCAAACGGCAACAAUAAUAAAAAAAAAAAUAAUCAUAUUCUCUGAGAGUCACUUACCAGAGGCACAUUACAAAUAAAAUUAUUUACAACAACAAAACAAAAAAUAAAAGAAGAUAUUGUCAUUUUUAUGCUGCCGCUGCUAAAUGGCAACAAACGGUGUUUUUGUUUUAGAAUUUUUCCCUGCUUCUAAGCAGCAAGUGUGAGUGCGUGCGAACGUGCGAAUGAAUGUGUGACGGUAUUUUGACCCAGACCAGAAGUGAAAGAUUAACAAAUUCCAGUGGCGAAUAAUAUUUCGGCUUAAUUAGAAUUUAUGUGAAAAAAAAUCUUUGAUUGAUUUAUUGAAUGGCCUUUCAAAAAAAUUGUGUGUGAGAGAAAAACCAAUCUCUUGUAAAGUGUUCGCCAGUCUAAGUGGGUCUGUGUGCGUGUGAAUGAACUUGAAAAUUGUUUGACAACCACGACAACGGAAAACGUAAACAAAAAAUCUAAAUGUGUGCGCUUAGAGUAAUCAAAGCUUCAAAUUUGCAUAAAUUACAAUUCAAGUUCUUGUAAAGCGAAGGAGGAAAUCUUUCGCAACCGCAGCAAAGUAGCAGCAACAAUUCAAUCGCUAAUACCACAUUUUUGUGUUGGCUGCUGUGUGGAAACUUCAGAAACGUUGUCGGUCUAUCGGUCGGUCGGACGUCGGGUUAGAAGCCGCAAGUUUAUUUACCCGCAAAAAUAAAGGUGCGUUUCUUGAAGCCAUUUGGCAAUUACAUUCAAGUGGUUGUCUGUCUAACUGACUGUCAUGUCAGAGGAAAAAUUGUGUUUAAUUUUCUUUUGAAAAUUGUGACAACAAAAGAGUAAUAAAUAAAUAAAAAAAUUAAUGAAUUUAAAGUGAUUUGAAUUUGAAACCAGAAAAAAAAAGAGUUAUCAAGAAAAAAAAUAUAAAAUUAAAAGAGGUGUUCUUAAGUGCUUUUUGCUAAAAAAGAUCAUAAAUUUCAGUUAAAAAAUCGUUGGUCCCAAAACAAACUUUACGACCACAAACGAAUAUAACAACAACAUUCUCCUUGACAGGAUGAAAGCAUUAAAAAUGGACUUUUACCCACAACCAUCUGCGGCAUCAUCUGCCGCCUUAACUCUCUCAUCGAAAUCUUGGGAUCAUAUGCCACGCAGGCGCAGAAGAUUCAUGGGCCAGAUGAAUUUAAUGUUAUUGAUGUUUCUGGGCUGCUGUAUCGGUGCGAUUUUAUGGCCCCAGUUUAGUGUUGCUGCCGCAGCAUCGGAUUCCUCACUGCAAGACUUUGGAUCCGUUACUGCGAAAGGUGAGAACAUCUUUAUGCUUGCCAGCAGCAGCAGCAACAACAAUGGUGAUGAUCUUGGCAAUGCCUUUCCCGGCUCCAUACAAGGCAAAGGCCAUGCAUUCGACGAUGACGGAGACGACGAUGAUGACUAUGGCGAUGGCGAUGACAACAAUCAAGGUGAUGCAACUAAUGCUGCAAAAAUGCCACUAAUGUCAAAUGCCAGAAAAGAACAAGCAUCGAACGACGAAGACAUAGAAAUGAUGCAACGCUCACCACAAUCUUCUAACAUGCCAGUGCCCGCAGAUCUCAACAAGCCACAAUCUGAAAAUAAUCGUCAUCUUAGAUAUCAGCAAAUACAGCAAGCUCUGCGAGAACCCAUAACACCUUUGCCUCCCAAACACUAUCAUCAGGGGCAUCACCAUCGUCAUCAUCAUCAGCAGCAGCAUCACAACAACAACCACCAUCAGCAGCAGCAGCAACAACAUUAUCGUCAUCAUGGCAAGCACAUGGCCGAGGACAAGAAGGAGGAGCCGGAGGAUGAAUUUAAAUGGCCCUUGCCACCACCUCGUUCCAGGCAACACUACGAGCAUCAUCAGAGGCAACAACAUUUGCGCCAUCAUCAACGACAACAUUUGCAUCACCACAGACGGCACAAUUUCACUGGGACCGCAACGACAACCAGCUCCACAACGACAACCACAACUAUGAGACCCCGUUAUUUUGAUCGCGACGGUUUGUACAGCAAUUCCAUGGCCUGGUUGCCGCCAGCCACUCAAGGGCCCCUGCACGAAGAGGAUGGGGAAAUGGAGGGCGAAGGCGGAAAACAAAACAAACAUUUUUAUAAUCCACACAAUCGUCUGUUCAACGAUGGCGAAGACGACCACCAAAAACAGCAGGAGGACAAGGAACAGGAAUUCAAACGCAUCUCGCUGUCGUUGGAUGCCCAAAAAGAUAGCUUAGCCGGGGAUAAUGGCGAUAAUAUCUUAAAACUUGAUAGCGCCGAUGAUGAGUUGGACGACGAUGACGACGACUAUUCCUACGAAGAUGACCUUGAAGAUGUGAACACCAAAAAUAAGAGUCCUCCUGUCGGUGGGCCCAAUGCUGCAAAAGUCAAUGUUAAACGUUACACGGCCCCAAACAGAAAUCCCUAUAAGCCCUCCGUCUCCUCCUAUGGCUCCCGGAAACGUCCACAGCCACCCGCACGAAAUGCCUUUGAUGAAGACUAUGACAGCCCAGCUUCCAAUGAUAACAACAACAACGAGAAUGAUGAUGACACUUUUUCCGAUGAGAAAUGGAAUAAAAUUGAACACGAACACUAUCGCAAACAGCAACAACAUCAAAGAGCCAUGCAGGCCUUGCGUUCGCGGCGACCAUCCACAGGACCCGCAACUCUGGAUAAUUCUCCCAACAGCGUCAAGAACAAUAAAUACUCUUCCUCUGCUUCUUCAUCAUCAUCACCGGUGGUACUUUCGAAAUCAACAGCAUCAGCAAAGCGUCCAGUUGUAAAUGAGGACGAUUCGGAUAACAUCUAUUCACGCUAUUACGUGCCGGGCACCGUGACCCGCAAAAAGGAGGAAGAACUUGGUUCACCCACAUCUGUAUUGGAGUCCAGGCGUCAAUAUGUCUUGCAGCAAAGACAAAAUAAAGCCUUUGCCAGUGCCCAUCAUCGACGCAUUGUAAAGGAGGGCUCCUGUCGCAUACCACAACCACGCGUUGAACGCAUUCGCCGUGACUCUUGGAAAAUCUACACACCACAUUGCACAAUUUUACAUCGCUGCGCGGACGAUACCGGCUGUUGUCCCACAGAGCGCCAAACCUGUGCCCCCAAACGCACAAAGAAUGUGGACUUAUACUUUUUUGUCAUAACCCUCAACGAAACCCAGGGCUCAAUAGAAAAACUCACAUUUGUCAAUCACACAGAAUGUCAUUGUGUGGACAAAGCGAAGCAGCGCUCUGCUCUGUAUGAAGCCGACGAAGCAUCUUCGGAAAUUGCCUCGAAUCACAUACCCUAUCUGCGAAGAGCCACCAUUCUGAACUGCAAUUGUCCCAAUUUGUUUGAGAAAAUUCUGCAAGAGGAUGGUUUUUGUCGAUGUGACUGUUCGUCGGGCAAUAUGGGCUGUGAUUGGCUCAAACGUGGCAUGGAACAUUUCUCCAUGAAUGAUAGAAAAUGUAUUCUGGAGGGUCGCUGCAAGCUGCCCACCUGUGAGUAUGGCACAUAUAUGAAAAAGGUGGGCCGCUGUCCGCGACGUGAAGAACGACAAGACUCAAUGGACACGGUUGAUUGGUGAGCCUCAUACUAGAGUUACAUUUAAAUGGCCAAAAGCUCGAACCUUUUGCCAUUAAUGAGCGUUCACACAAUAACAACAAACGAAGCUAAAUCGACGAAACGCCAACAACAAUUCCGCACAUAGGAACAUUUUUGUAAUAAGUUGUCGGAUAUUUCAGAUAUAAAUGGUAGUUGGACCUUGUAGCAGGCGUUAGAACUUCAGCGCCCAACUAAUGUUAUUAAUUAAAAAAAAAAAACACAACAAACAUUAACUUAAAGUAUUAUACGUGAAACCCCCACAUCAUCCAAGAUAAAAAUUAAUUAUUAUUAUUGAAUAAAAAUUAUAUUAUUUAUAAAUUUAGACUUUUUCGAAAUUAAGUAAUGUUACAAAACAAAAAGAAUAUAAAACUUUGAGUCAAAGAAUACAAAAAUAAAAUAUAAAUUAUUAAUAAACAAAUAAUUGAAAGUUGAUAAAGAAGCCACUAUUGGUGCAAUGUUCUUGAAAACAAUAUCUACUCUAAACAAUUUAAUAUACCAAUAUUACAAAUAAUCAAUUAUAUACGGAUAUACAUUGAAAGAAGAAAACCCAACAAAAGAAAGAAGACAAACAAAAAAUUUACGAAAAACAACAGCAAAAUCAGUGUUCUUACAACAAAAAAAGCAACAGCAUAUCUUUUGAAUUCCCUCCUAUUAAUCUUUAUAUAUGUAUAUGAAAUAUUGUAGUUCUCUAUUAUUACUAAUUAUAAUUAUUAGUAUUGUAUUUACUGUUAUUACCCCUACCCCCUUACAUUUUAGUAAGUUUUUGUCUACGAAUCUGCAUUUAGAAAAUACGUGAAACAAAACAAUCUCUUAGAUCUUAUUUUAUACUUAAAGAUGUUUACAAAGAAUCCUGAAAAAAAUAAACAAAUAAUCACAAAGCUACAGUGGCAAUAUUUUCAUGCAGUUUAGAGUAAGUUCGAUUUAACUGCAUUGGUCAUAGCUGCAUAUUAGCUUUUGCUGGCCAUAAUUUUUUCUAUUGCAAUUUGCAAUGUUUUAAUUUUCUUCAUCUUUACCGGACUUAAUUCGUAUACCAACAGAAGUACCCAUAUAAUAUUGAAUUUGCAAAUCGUGAAAAAUCUUGGUUUAAAACUGGUUAAUGGCUCUUUGCAAAACAAGUUUUUGGAAUUACAAUAUCAUUUUGAGCAGCCGUUUUGUCACAGAUUACAAUUUUCGAUUUGUAUUCUGUGUGGAUUAAACUUCCUGCCUUUUUGGAAAUUCCUGCGUAGGUUUUUGUAAUGAAAAUAUUGAGUUAAAAGUAUAUAUUGAAUUUGGAGUACAAUACUUUGCAUAGUGGCGUUACGACGAUACGAUACGUCGUAGUUUAUAAAUCAGUCUAAAAUAUUUCAUAUAUUUGAAAGACCUCAGAACAUUCUCGUAAUUUCGUUAUGCUGACUUUGGGGCAGGAAUGCCUUAAUUAGGCAUUGUUUAAUAUUUUCUUCUACUGUUCCAGCAACAUUUACUCUCUUUCAACCAGUGUUAAACUAUAUAUUUUUGAUCGAACCGAAGAUAAAAACCAAUUUCAACAAUUCUGUUUCUCUUUCGUCCGUCGCGGGAAGUGAUAUUCAUAUUUCCUCAGACUAGGUAUGCAUUAUUAUUUAUCAAUCGGCAGGUCACUAUUAUGGACCCGAUUGUCUCCAAGAGGGUGAAAUGUGAAAAAGUAGGAUAUCUGUUUUUUCGAUGUUGGUCGGAUUAUUAUAUGUGAAAAGAACCAUAAGUUGUAAAAACUCCUAUUUUAUGGUGCAUAUAUUUACAGGUGUAAGGGUGCAUAUACUUACAGGGUUCAGCUAAUCUGGUACUAACUCCAGGUUCAAAAAUUCGGCUACUUUACGUUAAUUUUUUGUAACGCAGGUACCAAGAGAAGAGACGAGUAGACUCACAUAAGAUUUUGCUGAUAUUUGCAGAGUCCGAAAUGGUCCAAACAAUUUUUUUUUUUUUGACAAUGCUGUUAAAUAGCUUAUUACAAUACUUUCGGAUAAUAAUGGAAAAUUAUUUAUUUCAAAGGGUUGCCUCGACUGGCCAUGCAGUAGCCUACACACACGAUUGGUCCAACUUUUUAAGAUCAUUAUCGAUUGUGUGUUUGUAUGUGUUUCACCAAUGGCUAGUCCACAAAUGGCGCCUCUGGUUUGUCGACCCAACAAUUAUCGUUGAAGGCACCCCACAAAUAAUAUUCUAACGGUGUCAAAAAUAGCUCCAAGGUGAUCAACUGAUAUAAGCUUUUUGAAAGCCGUUUGAAACGUUGCCAAUAUCCUCCUCUAUAAUUUUGAAGAAAAAAAAAAUGGCAAAUUAUAUCUCAGGACCAAAUCCGCACCAAACAGUGACUCGCUUUAGAUUCAUCGGCAAUGUAUGAAUGUAGGUUUUCUGUACCCAAAUGCGACAAUUUUACUUGUUUACAUACGGAGCUGACGGUGUUUACCUUCAUCCCAAAUCCGUGCCCAAUUUUAACACACAUUAUCGUGAUUUUAAUAUCGAUCUUUUUUACAGCGUUGUUCCAGCGUAUACACAACCAUAUUCGUUCAGCGGAAGAAUAUAACUAUUUUUUUUUAAACAGACAUGAUAUAAGUAUUGCCGUUCAAGAAAUAAACGCUAGUUAAAAACACGUUAGAUGGUGGACCGUCCGUUCGUUCGUAUGUCACUGAAAUUUUGCGAAUGAAGUAUAGGUCACACUUCCUUUCCCACUUACUGUCAAAUUGAGAUAACAUUUUAAAAGUUAACUUGGUUGGCCACAGAUAUUAUUUAUAAACGAUUCAGAGUUGAAUAUAGCCGAUUUUGUAUUCAUUGUUCAUCCAUUGCGUUAUAUCUUCCAAGUCCAAAAUAAUGCCUGCCAAGCUAAUUGGAAAUUAGUACUGAUAUUUUUAUGUCUCCUAUAUAAGUUAUUAGGUACUUAAAGGUCCUUAUAUAUCACAUCAUAUAUGCUGCUCUGACUUCUCAAUAUAUAUUUUAACAGAACACGAUUGAUGAUGAUAAUUUUUUCAACACUUAUUCCAUUUUAAAUAAGAACUGUAGUAAGGCGUCUAAUGUUAAUGAUUUAUCCGCUAACUCUGCAGCAAUGGCGCUUAUAUGGUUUUUAUAAUUUCCCCAGAUUAAAAUCUUCAUUAAAUUCCCAUUUGCAUUGGUUAAAGUGGCCCAGUAGUAUUGUGACGGACUGCUAAUUGUUUUAUACUCUAAUGAAGGUUAUACCAGAUCUUUAAUCUUUAAUUAUUCUAAAAUCAUAAUAAUUAAGUGCUUAGCUUUGCUCGAUUAUAGAACUGUUUUGUGAAUGUUUGGUGUUUUGCAACAGGCAUUAAUGUUUAUGAUGGCGUAAAAAAAAAUAAGUUAGCUCAAUUAUAAUUACACUGGUCAACAAAUUGCAAAUAAAUGUCUGUAGAAUAUUGGUCUUAAUUAUAAAGAGUUAAUUUUAUUACUUUUUUAAAAAGUCGCGAAGAGGGCCAACACUUCCUCAAAGAGCACUGACCUUUAAGUAUACAAGAGCAAAGACCUAUAUUUAGGUCCAUAUUCAAUGAUAUUUGUCAUGCUUCUGUAUUCUUGUAUUUUUACUAUUAACAUACCUAUGUCAUCAGCUGGUACACUACAUAUUAUAGCCACAAAUCAUUUGUUCGAAAUGCAUUUUUCAAUUUUUCAAGUCUUUGCGAUUUUAUGUCUUUGACAAAAGUAGGGAUAGAGGACUUAAAAUCGAAAAAAUAAAGAGCCAGAAUGGAAGGCAAAAUCUUCUUCAACCCCAGACUUGGAGAAUAAUAAAUUUAUAUUAAGAGAAGUACCAAUUAUCGACAUUUUUCAAAAUCCUGGACAUUUCUCCUUAAACCAAUUUUGUGAAACUAUUUUCUUGUUGCUCAGUGUAAUAUUUAAUUGGCAACAAUUAAAUUGUUCACGAUUCAAGAAUUCAUCAUAACGUAUGAAUAGUUUCAUUGCAAGUGUCAACUUGCAUUUUGUUAGCUAUCUCAAAUAUCAAAUAUCUAUUUCACUCAAAAGCUGGCCUGAGCUAAGUUGAGCUGAUCUAGCGCCAGUUUAUGGCAUUAAUUAACAUCAAUUUAAUGGCUAUUACUAACUGAGGUGGUGCAUGGCGCCAUUUGAUUGCAACAAAUUAAUAAAGAAUUUGUUAUUGUUCCCGGACAGGUUUCAACGUUCAAUUACUUAACUGCUGGAUAUGUUUGCGGUAGCCGCAUUUGGCGCUAAGGUCCGAUGUAAAUCACAUUUGAUUGUCAACGACUCGAUUGGAAAUUGUUUCACAAAUUAAUUGAAAAUAUUUGCCACUGUAGUAUUUUUUUUAUUUUAGUUGUAAUAUGUAAUUUUGUAUUUGUAUAUUUUUAAUAAAAAGAUUGACGGAUCGCAUAACAGGAUUGUGACACAUACACUCACACAGCGAGAGAGAGAGGGACAGCUACAUGUAAAUGGAUUACCUUUACUUUGUGUAACAACAUCACGUUUAAUUAUAAGUUUAACCUGUACUAUAUUAUUUGAUUUAGUUUAUAUUAUAUUGAAAUACAUACACACAUAUUUCCAUUUGCAUCUAUACGUUUAUAUUUUUGUGUAAAUUUAUUCCAAUUCACACAAGUAUGCAGAUUUUGAAACUUUUAGUUAGAGGCUCAUAUCUAAAUGACUUACAGGAUAUUUGACAAGUCGAACGAGAUUUGAAAAUUUUAUGACAUUUUAAUCAAAAUAAGUAAUUGAAAAUUGAUUAAACCAUAUUAGAAGGAUCUAUUUUCGAGACCGAUAUUUUAGAAAAUGAAAAUAGCACUGGAAUGUGAUGUUAUCAUCAUGAACGUCAGUGUCAAACAGUCAAAACAUGAAUGCAUUUAAAAUACAUUGUUGAACCACAAUGGAAGUUUAAAAUUUAAUUUUGGACAGAGGCCUCGGUAGCUGAAGGACAGAUUCGCCGUGAGACGAAUUUCCAAAAUUUGGGUGAUGAUUUUUUGCUUGUAUAUCUGUUUGCAGCGUGUGUAGCAUUUCUUUGAGAAGACAUAUAUUUUCAUUAAAAUUUGUGGACUCUUUCGCCCUUCAUUUCCUUAACCGGACGAAAGUGACCACAGGAAGAUAUUCUUUGACAUCAACGUUUUCCGCACAAUUGUUAAUAUAGUAGCCUUAAGAGAAAUCUGCAUUCCCACUAAUAUCUCUGAAUGUAGAGUAGUGCCUACUAGUGUCCCCAUGUCAAUUUUAAGUCCCAGACAGAUCUGCCAUUUUGUUUUGUUGAACUUCAAUAUAAAUAAUAUCACUCGAAAAUUAAGCUAAACAAGAGGUAUGUUCGUCAGAUUCAACCUCACAAAUCUUGGGAUUUUUUUCUCUUAUUUUUUGAGGACAGGGCAGAGGUCGUAUGGUACGAAGAAAUUUUUUAUUGGUCCUGUCAAAAUAGUAUCAAAGAUAGUGGUACAAUUUUACAAAUUCUGAGAUAUUGUAGCUUUCCGCUACAAAUAAAGUUUUAAAUGUUCCAAUAUAUAUUUCAUUUGUGCUAACAAUGUUAUUAGGGGUCAAAGGUAGCAUUUUUUAGACAUUUAGCUUUUUAAAGGGCAAAGUACAUACGUUUUACAUCUUCAAAUUCUCUACAAAAUUGGUUCACAUGAUUUUUUACCUAGUUUUUACCAUUCUUGGGAUAUCAAACAGUCACGCUUCCCGCCCGCCUCCCAGUCUUACUGUUUGAUUUAGAAUAAAUUUCACAAAUUUCAAACUUAUAUUGAGUUCGAAAUCCACAAAAUCGAAACACUCUGUUCGGUACCAUACCAAAAGUAAACAUUUUAAAUAUCUCCUUAAUUCUUCCAAUGUUGUGUCUAUAGCUCCACUUGUUAGAGUGGGUCCCCCACAAACCGUGGAAUUUUUCAAAAAUCAUCUACAUCUCCAAAAAUGCGACAAUAACCUCAUAUGGUAUAAACUUGGUGAAUCAAAAUGCUUAAAUCAGACCUUGAUUAGGUCCGAUAAUGGACAAUUACCGUUCCUUUUAAGUACCAUCCCAACAUGGGGUCAACAUGUUAGAUAAUCUUGAUAUCAUCAAGAAAAUGUAAAUGCAACUAUUUCUAUAAGAGAUGUUGAGAAAUGUUGACCUUUGACUCCGAAUAAGUACUUCGCAAACAAGGGGUCAAUGGGAAGUUUUUUCAUUUGUUUGUACCGCUAAAUUCCCUCAGUUUGGCUGGGCUAUAUUUGAGGAUAUUUUUGUCAUGAAAAGGACGUUUUCCCUCUAACAAAGUUUCAAAAUUUUGUAAACUUGUGUACUAAUUAUCACGACUGGUUUUAAUUUUUACAACACCAAACUACAUGAUGUAAAUUUAUGGAAAAACAUGCAAAUUGUGAGAAAAACGACGGCAAAAACAACAAAAACUGUAUACACUGACACCUUUAAAGUGGUUUGUUCAUUUCCCAAAAAAAAAUCGACUCAUAAAGUCUUAAAGGCAAAUUCGAGACGACAUUUGUUAUUGUGAAACUGAUAUCGACAAAUACUAGUUUUCCUUCCUCAAACGUGCAACCCUCCAUCAAAGGCAAACGUGUAACGCCACCCAGCAGGGGGGUCCCAACACAGCGCUGUGCUUUUGAGCGGCAAAUGAUUUAUUACCAAUUUAAAAGCACAUUUCAAUUUCUCUGCCAUGAAAUUGAAUUUGUCAUUUUUGGCUACUUAAAGACAACUUUCGGGCCACAAUUUAUGUGAGCGAGUGAAGUGUUUUAUUGUUUUUGUACGUCAUCCACGAUGCCAUAUAUAUAUAUUUUUUUUACUUUUGCAUUACGACUUGAUUUUUUUAUUUUUGCAUGACGAUUUGAUUUUGUAAAAGUGUUUUUUCUUUUGUAUAUGUUUUUAUCAUAACUAUUUUAAGUUUUUUUCUGUUUAUUAUUGAAAUAAUUAUUAUUUUUCAUUUAGAUUUAAUUUAGUUUAAAUAUUUUAAAAAUCUAGUCGCAAUUUAUUGUAUAUGAACAAAAAAAUACAACUGCAAUUGUCUCCCUAAUCCUUUGAUAAUCGUUUAUUAAAAAUGUAAAUUUAUGCAACAAAAAAAAAAAAAAAAAUUCAAACUAAUUACGAGGAUGGUAUGACUGGAAAACGAAGACCGAAUCAUUAUCUACACCCCAACUAUGAAAGAGUCCAAUUAUUAAUUAUUAGUAGAAUGUGGAAUAAAAAAAAACUCACAAUCGAAAAACUCAAUUGUUUCUAGGUCUUGGAUGGACAAUGGAUUUCGUUACAAUUUUGGAAGGAUAAUGAAAAACUUCGUUUUAUAUAAAGCCAUAGUUUUUAAUUCUAAAAUUUCAGGCAACCAGAAUAAGUACAGAUUGACUCAAGACCUGCCUUUUCUUCAUUUUAUAUACAGGGUGAGAUAAAAAACUGCAACAAAGUCAAACGACACAUUUUUUAUAUUUUUUUAAUUUUAUGAAUGAAAGCAAAAAAAUAAAUAUGGCCAAAAUAUUUGCCUAGCCAAGGCUUUAAUACAUCCUCCAGACUAUUUUCGCGAUAAAAAUUAAUGCCGAAUAUUUAUUCUGAUGACACGGUCGAUUAAUACGAGCGGAGAGCGACAAUCGGCUUGAGUUGUGGUGGCUAACCCAAGGUGCACAUUUUCAGCUGACCUGCUUGGAAAGUAAACACUAUCAUUUUGUUUGUUUACAAACUGCUGGACAACGAAUGUUUUCUCAUCGGAUAAAACCAAAUUCGGCAGUUCACAAUUUCGGCACCUCUCGAAGCACCUCUCUAGCUCUUUUGCGUCUAUUUUCUUUAUGUUGCGGUGUAAGUUUCUGCACUAUUUGGAAUUUAAUUUUUUAAUAUUUGCCGAAUGGAUAUUGCGAUAUUUUUAGCUCACGAACCAUUUUUCGGCCACUGCGACACGGGUUUCAAUCAAGUUGCGUCUUUACUUCUCGAAGCCAUUUUUGAUACCCUACACCACAUAUUGGUAAGGGUAAUAUGUCUUUGUGCAUUUGUUUGUAACAUGGAGAAGGAAGCGAGAUAAACCCAUAGUUAUUUUGGGUGAUCUUCAUAGAAUCACUUUCUGAGUCGGUUAAUGAAUGUUAGUCCGCCUGUCAAUGUAUUUUUGUGAACAACAUGCCGCUCGCAGUUAUUAUCCGAUUUAGAUGAAAUUUUUCAAAUAAUAUUUUUUGGCUAAAGGACGAACCCUAUUGAAAUUGGUGAGAAUCGGUUCAAAUUUAGAUAUAGCUCCCAUAUAUGUCUUCAACCGAUUUCGAGUUAACUGUUCACCAAAUGGCCAAUAUCAAUCCAAAAGACCUGAAUUUUGGCACUUCCGACGGAAUUCAACCUAAAACCAAGUUUUGGAGAAAAUCUGUUCAGGUAUGGCUAUUGCUCCCAUUCACUUCAUAUACAACUUGAUACUUUUCAUAUAGGAAACCUCUUGUGAACGGGGGACCGAAUUUUCAUGUUGUUGCUGAAUGCAAUAGAUGGCAGACUAAGACUUAAAACAAAUUUCUGACUUCAUAAAAUAAUCGCGACUAAUAUAGCCCUAGGCUCUCAGUACCCUUAAGUAAGGGCCAGCUUUUUGUAUUUUUUAUGAAAAUUGUUUAAAAUGUUGAUUAAAGUUAAAGUGGUCCAUCAUUGUCACACCAUCCCCCAAUUUAAAUUAGAAACAUUAAAAUUCCCACACCAAAUACAUGCAAAUUAAAAAGUUAAAUCAAUUGACACAAUAAACAUAAAUAUUUAUAUAACCUCAAAAACCUAUCCCUCUCCAUAAGCACUGUUAUUGCUGAAUAUUUUAUUAAAUUUUAUUUAAAAAUAACAUCAUCAGGGCAAUUGCCCCAAAAAAUAGCACAAAAUAGUUUCAUUUUAUUUCCAUUAUCAGAACCAUGUGUGGGCAGAACGUAGCAAUGACCAAAAAUUAAAAUCCAUUUAACACCAAAAACUGCAAUUCAAUUUUAUGGAAAAUUGUUAAAUUGUACCGGUAGCUAUAAUUUGCAAUUGCAAUCAGCCAGCCACAUAAAUUCAAGGAUAACUGCAUAUGCAAAACUAAUUAUAUAUUUAUUCAGCACCAUCAUCUCAUCGUCGUCAUAUUGUUAUUACAACUACAAAAUAUUGCACAAAUUUAAUUUUAAUUUCAUUUCA
Musca domestica (house fly) is the source of this 12625-nucleotide messenger RNA. Its product is annotated as probable serine/threonine-protein kinase DDB_G0280133. The coding region runs from base 1094 to 3604 and encodes 836 amino acids. Gene Ontology annotation, cellular component: membrane. NCBI's taxonomy places the organism in Eukaryota, Metazoa, Arthropoda, Insecta, Diptera, Muscidae. The transcript has 5 exons. Gene Ontology annotation, molecular function: growth factor activity. Gene Ontology annotation, biological process: hemocyte migration. The record is from RefSeq and is a predicted model, not a curated record.